Aegilops tauschii subsp. strangulata is the source of this 3923-nucleotide messenger RNA. RefSeq lists its product as uncharacterized. The record is from RefSeq and is a predicted model, not a curated record. NCBI's taxonomy places the organism in Eukaryota, Viridiplantae, Streptophyta, Magnoliopsida, Poales, Poaceae.
CAAGAUUCGCUAGCGAGCCAUUCGUAGAUUAUGUUGAUGAGCUACGUAAUUGUGGGUUCGACCAUUUGUGGUCGUGUUUUUCUUUUUCUUUUGUGAUGAACUCAGUGACUGCAACUUGAUUCAUGUAAUCCCUUUUUCCAAAUAAUAUGACGCCACUUCUCAUGUUUUCAAAUACAAUGCUGAAUAUUUAUGUAGUAGUCCCCUGCCUGAAAAAUGAACAAUUAGGUAGUAGUUGACUUGAACAAAACAUCGAGGCAAUCCUAAGUACUAGUGGUUUGUAAAUAGAUCACGCUGGGCAUCUCCAACUUUCUAUGAACCAUUUUUUUUUUGCCACUUUGGAAUCACCUAAAUUUGUCUUAACUAUCUCAACGCACUAUUAUGAUGGGGUUCCGAGCCCAUCCACUUCCUUGCUGGAACAGAAAACUUUAAAGCAUUAGGGAAAUACGGCCCGAGACAUGCAGCAUCCAACAUGUGACACCCUUCUCAGUCUAUCACGGCGGGCCUCUAGUUAAGACCAAGGCUGUGCCAUUGACUGUUGGCGCAAAGCAGUUGGGAUUGGGACUUUAGAACUGCAUCGAUUGUCUGCGUUUCUCCAAGCCCUUAAAAAGCUGGCUCCACACGUAUGGAUGGAGGGGCAACCAUAUAAUUUAAUGCAUUCUCAUUUGAGAAAACGCAUGCAAAUUACAAUGUAUCAAGACUAAUUUCAUGCAAUCUUCAUAGUUCACACUUCACAGUGACUAAUGCUAAUGUACAACAGAGAAUUUGACAGGGAUAUCGAUCAAACAAAAAUGAAGAAAUGGCAAGCACACAAGUUGACUGGAACAUAGAGCUAUUAAUCGAUUCAAAAUAGAGCUUUUUUGCAGGGUAUUUAGGGUUUAGGUUUUCAAAUAGAGUUGUAAAAUAGAGAUUUACUCCUUGUGCGUGCGUGCGCGCGUGCGUGAGUGCAGAAGUCGUCUUCGUCAAUGCUCCCUGGGAUCAUCAAUAGGGUAUACUUUCUUAGUAUCUUCCAGUAAUUCAAAUAAUAUGAUAGUACAGCAAAUAACACCCCUCAGGUUCCAAAUCAUGAAGUUCUACAGGCCGUACGUACGUGAAGAAUUCCUAGGAGGCUACAAAAAUCGACGCUGCCAUCCAUCAUUUUUUGUAACAUCAAGAAUGAGGCUAGGCUUUGGAUCGCCGCCGGCGCGAAGCACUUGGGAAACAUCAUGCCGCGAGAGUAGAAUCUAUGUAUCUUAUCUUGCUUUUCUGUUGUAAAAGCAACUCUAAACUUCUUCUUAAUUAAUGGAUGAGGCAAAUCUUUUGCCUCCGUUUCGAAAAAAAAAAGAAUUCCUAGGAGAAUUAGGCGGUGUCUUGAUGAUAGCUUCCUUGCUUAUGAAGCCUUUCCCUUGCUUGCGUACGUAAGAGUGCUGACGCCAGAGUCAUUGGUACCUAUCUCCCUUGUCUGAAUAUGAACGAACGUUGCUUGGUGGACUAGUUGACUGCAUGUUGGCUUAGCUUAUUUCUAGCAUUUGUACCACGGAGCCAGCUGCUAACGCGGGAUGCCCGCUGCGCGUCCACGUUUCUGCUUAAUUCAGUCCCACGAAACCUCAACACAUAUAUGAUGUGCCAUCUUCAGACAGAGCAAGUAGCAAAGAAGAUCGAGCGGUUCCCCACACUGCAAGUAGAAAAGAAGUUCGAGUCCCUGGAGUGCCAGUCAACCAUCAACGGCCAAACCGCCGCCACGACCAUGAGUGGCACCGUUGUCAUCACCGUCGCCGUCGACAACUCUCUCAUCGGCAAGAGCUGUGCCAUCCAAUGGCCUGCCACCCGCAAGGGGCUGCAGAUUGGCACACCAUCGGCUGAUGGGAUCGAGAGCGUGAUGUUCACGUACCGAUUCAUGGAGGACCGGCCGGGCACGUACCACACUUGUGACGACCAAGACCCGACCACAAUGUUCACCGGGUCGUCCCAUUCAGAACACGAUGCACUCAACGUGCCACACGGAGACGAGGGACAGACCAGAUACGGCUUCCCUCACACCACCGACCGAGAAGUGAUGGCGUACACCCCAGGAGGCAGGGGCCAUGCCGCCCUUGCAUGCCCUGAAGCACAACUCAUGGCCGGUAACUCUGUUAUCUACCUCAAUGACGAAGGCCCGGUCGAGCGGCUCCUUCGGUGGGUUGCUGGUAUAUGCGGGGGCAGGGACCAUGCCGUCUAUGCGUGCCCCGAAGCACAACUCAUGGCCGAUUGUCCUGUCAUUCACCUGAAUGACGAAGGGCCGAUCGAGUGGCUCCUCCGCUGAUCCAUCGGCUGUUACGUGCCAUCGAUGAGAUGACCCGUUAGACUUGAGGUUUACAGGUUGAGAAAAUCCUCGUGUCUCGCGGGGUUCCACCUUCCCACCAUCAUGCGUUAAUACUACUCUCUUUCUCCUCUUGCAAUGUAAGUAAACAUUAUUCAUUUUCUUUCUUUUGGCGUUGCAGCUUCAUUUGUGCUUUAUUCUGUGGUUGCUUCAUUUGUGCGUCGAGUUUGUAAGUAUUUUCCGACUCUAUUCUUUUGUAAUCUAGUGGAAAUGAAUUUGAUUUUCUAGUUGUCCAAAUUAUUGGUCAAUGAAUUUGUAACCCAGAUGUUUGGAAUUACCUAUUGUUUUCUCUCUUCGAGGAGGAACCUGUAGAUCUUACUAAUCUGAUAAACCAAGCAAAACACCUGUUACCAAGAAAAAUAUGGGACUUUAAAAAUGAAAAUAGAUAGAGUAAUUUCAGAACAAAGACACAUAACAAACAUGCAAACUAUGAAGCUAAAGCCAAACAAACAGAUGGAAGUCUUAAAUUUUCAGCAAACCAAAUCCCUCUUGAAUCUCUGCUGCAUCGAGAGUUGGACAAAAGUUUCGUUCAAGUCUGCCGCAAAAGGAGGCCGUCCCAUGAGGAAAACCUGAUAAACAUUUUUUGUGCAUCGGCCUGAGUGUCACCAUGAGCUUGCUAAAGAAUCCCAAAAACCAGGAUCCACGUCACUGAUUUGUCCAGUCCAGAGGAGCUGAAAAAAAUCAUGCCAACUAGACCACACGGCCUGGAACUAUAAACCAUCGUGACACAAACCCCAUAUCUCAAUCGAUGCUGAAGGCAAACCACCAUGUAGAAGGAGAAGAAUGACUUAUUAUGUAAGUCAAACCGCCAUACUCAAUCGAGACAACAAAAAACACAUGCCUAAAAACAUACCUCAUGACACCGUAGAGGUCAUCCGUGUGGGGGCGGCAAGUUAACAGUGAAAACUGCUAGGAUCUUAAGGGUUGGAAGUUAGAAUUAGAGAGGAGGAGGAGGCAGCGACAAUCGGGAUUUUUACGGGAAGUUGAAGACUCUUAACCGGAACAACUAUCUAUUGUCGUCAUGCUAAUUGACAAUGGGUCUCAUGUUUCGAUGGAUAAAUCAGAAGGGUGUAAAUACACUAGAGGUACACAAACUUGUGGGGUGAGAAUGAAUUUGUCCAAGAACUUGCAAAAGGAAACGAGCUAGUCUAGAAAAAUAUUUAUCCAGUUCAAAUUUUUCGAAAUUACCCUAAUGCUUACUCGUGGAACGCCAUACUGAAAAAAGGAAACACACCCGCGGCAAGUGCUUUUGCCAAUAAACCCAUGGAAUUCACAUAAAUUUAGAUGCCCCUACCCCUAUACCCCAUUCGCCCUUUCCCUCCCGAACCCCUAAUCUCUGUCCCUUCUAUGAUAGCCGCAGGCAGAAGGAUGAUCGUCAGCGUGGCAUGGGCGAAGAUCACCUCUGUAGUUUACUAUAACACAAAUUCUUUCUUGUAGGUCAAUGAGCUCUUCACUCAAUGUCUUCUAUUUAGGUGAUAUAUUGUAUUAGUGAGCUCGGCAAGAUUGAUCUUUUAGGAGAAUGGUAUGUUGAUGGAUGUUGAUUAUGAUCUGCCACGAUUUGAGUCGAGUUCAAUGUGAUUGAUAACAA